Molecule: messenger RNA, 1510 nt
Organism: Asparagus officinalis (garden asparagus)
Lineage: Eukaryota; Viridiplantae; Streptophyta; Magnoliopsida; Asparagales; Asparagaceae
Product: 26S proteasome regulatory subunit RPN11-like
Exons: 9
Coding region: 207-1208 (333 amino acids)
Molecular function (GO): protein binding; metallopeptidase activity
Source: RefSeq, a predicted model, not a curated record
CCCCUUAUGGAUUUCAAAUCCCUGGGUGAAAUUCGGAUUUGAAACAAACACCCGUCAGAUUGCGAUCAAGAUCCAACCUCUGCCCUUUUUCUUUCCACUCAAGCUUUAACAAAAAUCCCAUAAAAUCCUUCGCUGAAGGAAAAAAAAUUAGGGUUUCAAAAUUUCGAUCCUCUUCGUUCAAAUCAACGAAACCUAAAAAUUCUCCAAUGGAGAGACUACACCGUAUCUUCUCCGGCGCCGGCGGCAUGGGCCACCCGCCGACGGACUCGCCUCUCCUCGACUCAUCGGAGCAAGUCUACAUCUCAUCUCUCGCCCUUCUCAAGAUGCUCAAGCACGGGAGAGCUGGGGUUCCGAUGGAGGUCAUGGGGUUGAUGCUUGGAGAGUUUGUCGACGAGUACACGGUGAGAGUCGUGGAUGUGUUUGCGAUGCCGCAGAGCGGAACUGGGGUUAGCGCUGAGGCUGUUGAUCAUGUGUUUCAGACUAAUAUGCUUGAUAUGCUCAAGCAAACUGGAAGAAGGACGACGACUGAAUCUCCGCUGAAACCAGCGGCGGCGGCGGAGAGUCCUCUGAAAGAGAAAGAGAAGGACCCGGCCUUGGAAUUUAAAGAGCGACAGCGAGCUUUCAACAGUCAAGAAGUUGAGCGUCGAAUUGCUGCAAUUCGAGCAAUCCAAGUGGCAGAGGUUCAAAGUUUGCUCUCUAGAUUGCGCUUGAUUCGUUCGUACAUCAGCAAGGAACAGCUUGAGACACCUGCACUCCAGUUUUUCCAGGAGAACUUGCCCAAUAUCUCUCCAGUAAUAAAUGAAAAAGCUAAAAUAAUAGAAUUGAAAUGGAGAAUUACAGAAAAUGAUGGUGGAAUCAUGCCAGAUUCAGUUGAUGUUUCCAGAACACUGCAACUUGGUGGCUAUAUACCACACUCAGUGAGAUCAGUAAAGAGCAGCUACCUGAACAUUGCAAACCUUCAGAUUCCAAAUUUUGUUUUGGAUGACCCUUUAGAGGAUCAAAUGCAGGGAAUAAGAGAUUCUUUCCAAACUCCUGGGGAGACUAGCAAUAGGCUAUCUUUUGGCAUGACCCCGAAAACUUCAAGGCAACCUAAGAAGGGUGAGAUGCUCAUGUCCAUUCGAGGCUCACCUCUGGGAGUGUACAAAGAAGAAAACCUGGAAGCCAUUCACGAGUCUGGGGAUGCUUCUCAUGGUGGUUCUUCUCAGUAAGCAGAGUUCUCGUUGUUGUAAACUCUUGUGAACUCUACGCUAGAUAUGGGAGAAGUAACUAAACUGACUGUAUUUGUACGUAAUUGUUACAUUCUUACUGGUCAAAGUGGUCAAUAGAAUGACCCCAAAUGUCUGUACAUUAUGUAGAAGUUAUUGAUGAAUUUCGUGACCAAAUUACCUUCAGUACUUUUGGCCUGAAGGAAAACACAACUACCAACUGUACUGGUUGAUUGCUGUAUUUGUGCCAUUUAUCUUUUGGCUUCUUUGUAUCUCAUUUUUCGAUGUUACUCUUCUUAUUUCAA